AUGGCAAAUUGGGCCGCUCUUCCGCUGGAAAUCCGGGAAAUAAUAUUUGGAUAUAUUCUCGGUGCACCCUUUCCCCUUCAAUCCCAGAAGCUCCUUGAAAAGGCCGCAGACGGCGAGGCUGUCGCAAACUAUGCCUGCGUUUCGCGUGAAUGGCAGCGCGUCUUUGAGCAGUGCACGUUUCAAACCUUGGGCUUCAAUGCCAGUGAUAUCUCCACGUUUUGUGCAGCAGUUGAGGGCGACCAGGUUGUUCGUUUAUCCUACAUCACGAGAUUGCAGCUUUUCAUUCCCCUUGCCGAAUACGACUGUUCUCUCUGUUCGUCCGAAGAGAGCGAGGACGAGGCGACAAGAAAUAGCAUUGUUUUUACGGAGCUAUUUCUACAGCUGUUGUUCGCCUUGUCGGCAUGGAAAAUGUCAGAUAUGAAAAGUGGAAAUGGAGAUCUUUCGAAAAAGGGGCUUACACUUACCCUGUCUGUCUUUUCGCGCAGUGAUUCGAAGCACUCGUUUCAUAACUUCUGGCGCCAUUUUCACGUCAUGGACGACAAUCAUCCAUGGUCCACCCGUGGCAAGCUCCGUGCCCGACGCAAAAAAGUGACCAGCACGCAACAUGGAUGGAUUCGCGGCAUGCGUUCAGCUCAACCGUCCCGUGCUGCCGCUCAACGUGUCUUGGGCAGACUCAUGCUUGCAAUGAACGUCGGCGGCCUAAACAACCAAUACUCUACCGGCUCUAAGGAAGAUCAAAACAACAAGACGCCCAAUACGGUCGUGACCCCGAGAGUCUUGCCAACAAUAGAAAUUAUUCGGCACUUUAAAAUGACUCGACGGUUCUGCCGCACGAUUCACCCGUGUCUUCUCGCGCAGCUCGUCGCGUCCUGUCCGUCGUUACAAAGUGUUCACCUGGAACAGUGGCGGCCCGUCGACAUUGACAAUAUGGAAGACGUCGAGCACGGCUAUGUCUCCAUGUUCAGCAGUCCACUGCCGACGACGCUCACGUCCUUCUGUCUCUACCAGGACUCGCAUAUCAGUAUGCACAACCAGCUCGAUUCCCUCCUACUUCGGACACCGUGUCGUAAGAUUGGCCGGCGCCUGGCCCAGGCAUGCCGGACGCUCGAAACGGCGGCCGUCUCAUUUUGGGCGGAAGCCGAUGACUUCUUCAGAGCCACCCAGCAGACGCCAAGAACAGGGGACACUUGUAACUGCUCACAAUGCUUCAUCAGCGCUAUCGAGAUGCAAGGUCAGGAGUCGAAGCCAGAAGACAACAGCCCCGAUGAGCCCGUUGAGCAAUGGCCACGGCUCCGCAACCUUGCAUUAACGUCGUCGACAUUGAUGACCGACUCUCUAGAACAAGUCCAUGUACUCCUGCGAUGCGCCGCCCAAGCCGCGGCACGCAUGCCGGCGCUCCAGACGAUGGAAAUAUGGUUUGCAUACGAGAGCUCUUACCAUGCCUCUGUGUUUCGUUUUCAGCCGCAUCAGUAUGCACCCACGCUGUCAUCCGCUCUGUCGACCAACCAGUCGGCCGGCCAGUCGGCCAAUUGGUGGCACAUUACUUGCCCCUCUCUGUCCUUCUAUUCGACAUCACCCACGGACAUUGUGCCUUUCCGUGUAGACGAGGUUUUAUCGCCGAGCAUCGUCCGGCUUUUCCAGGGCGUCGUGGACGGCUAUGCCAGCAAGGAAUGCAGCUGGGGCCGCCGCCCCCCGUCCAACCCGUCCAUGCCCCUCACAAUACAUACUGAGACGUGGUCGACGCGUGGCGAAUUCGGCAUUCCACUUGAUGGGCGAACCCAUGCACUGGACAAUAUGGUCCUGGCGCCCCAUAUUCUGACGGCCCGCUCACGCAAGGUGAUGCGUUUUGAGCGCCGUGAAGUGCUUGAUAUGAUGUGA
This is a messenger RNA of Sporothrix schenckii 1099-18, 1878 nucleotides long. RefSeq lists its product as uncharacterized. The transcript has 2 exons. Bases 1 to 1878 code for a protein of 625 amino acids. The record is from RefSeq and is a predicted model, not a curated record. Lineage: Eukaryota; Fungi; Ascomycota; Sordariomycetes; Ophiostomatales; Ophiostomataceae.